AUGUCCCCCCUCAUGAGAUAUACUCGCGUAGACGAGCUGCCCAUCAAUGAGCUGUUGUCGAAACUGACAGUGGAUGAAAAGGUGGCUCUUCUUGCAGACUUUUGGCACACGACACCUUUGCCACAUCACGGCAUACCAUCCAUACGCGUUUCCGACGGACCGAACGGCGUGCGCGGCACGAGAAUCUUCGCCAGUGUCCCCUCGUCAUGUUUGCCAUGUGGGACAGCAUUGGGCGCGACAUUCAACCCAGAGUUGCUGGCUGAGCUUGGCCAUCUACAAGGCCAAGAAGCCAAGGCGAAGGGAGCUGUCUGUGUCCUUGGUCCUACACUCAAUAUCCAGAGAGGUCCUCUGGGUGGCCGUGGCUUCGAGUCCUUCUCCGAAGACCCGCUACUCUCUGGUAUCCUGUCAGGAUACUACACCAAAGGUCUCCAAGAGGAAAACAUUGCAGCUACGCUCAAGCAUUUUGUCUGCAAUGAUAUGGAACAUGAGCGAUUGGCCGUCAACGUCAUUAUUACGGAGCGCGCCAUGCGGGAGAUUUACCUGUUGCCUUUCAUGCUUGCCAUUAGCAUUGGCAAUCCUCGAGCUAUCAUGACGGCAUAUAACAAGGUUAAUGGAACACACGUCUCCGAAAGCACGUCAAUUUUGCAAAACAUUCUUCGGGACGAGUGGAAAUUCGAUGGCCUUGUUAUGAGUGACUGGUUUGGUACCUACAGUACAACAGGUGCGAUUCAUGCUGGCCUUGACUUGGAAAUGCCUGGCCCAACACGCUGGAGAGGCUCGUCCCUAAUCCACGCUGUCAUGGCCAAAAAGGUCACAGAAGAACAGCUUGAUGCUCGCGUGCGUAAUGUUCUUAAUCUCAUCAAUUAUUCUCUCGCCUCAAGUGUACCAGAGAAUGCUUCCGAGAAACGAUUGAACCGCCCAGAAGACCAAUCACUUUUGCGACGAGCAGCGUCAGAGUCCAUUGUUCUUCUCAAGAACAGCGAUGGUAUCUUACCUUUUGCCAAGUCAAAGACAACCGCUGUUAUCGGACCAAACGCAAAGAUUGCUCGCUACUGCGGAGGAGGCAGCGCGUCCCUGAUUCCGUACUACAGUGUUACACCAUAUGAUGGUAUCGCAAAGAAAUGCGGAAGUGUAGUCUUUGCACAGGGUACAACAGACCAUCAGAUGCUUCCUCAGAUGGGCAAUGUGCUCAAGACGGAAGAUGGCCAGCCAGGCUUCACUUGGAGAGCCUAUAAUGAGCCAGCGUCAGCCAAGGACCGAGUUGCAUUAGAUGAGCGCGUUCUUGUCGACUCAAAUUGCUUCUUUUUGGAUUAUGAGCAUCCAGAUCUGUCCGCAGUCUGGUAUUCCCGGGCUGAAGGAACCUUCACUCCUGACGAAAGCGGUCUCUAUGACUUUGGACUGGGAGUGGAAGGCACUGGCAAACUUUAUAUUGACGAUGUAUUGUUGAUCGAUAAUGUCGAGGAUCAGACACCUGGGGAGACGCUCUUCGGCUCCGGCACUGUGGAAGAAAAGGGUAGCAUUGAAUUGAGGGCUGGUCAAGAUUACAAAGUCCGUAUCGAAUGGGGCUGCUUCAAAACGAGCAAGCUACCACCAUGUGGACCUGUUGGUGGCCGACACGGGGGAUUGAGAUUUGGUGCAUGCAGACGAACCGACCCUAUCCAAGCUAUUGAAAACGCUGUUCAAGUAGCCAAUUCUGUCGAUCAGGUUGUUCUUGUCGUGGGCUUGAAUGGUGAGCUAGAGUCUGAGGGUACAGAUCGAACCACCAUGGAGAUGACUGCGCAUACCAAUGCUCUUGUCUCCAACGUACUUACGGCAAACCCCAAUACUGCUGUAGUAGUCCAGUCAGGCACGCCGGUGGGUAUGCCUUGGAUAGACAACGCUAAAGCAGUGUGCCAAGCUUGGUAUGGUGGUAAUGAGACAGGAAACGCCAUUGCAGAUGUGUUGUUUGGUGAUGUGAAUCCGGCUGGCAAACUACCAUUGACUAUCCCCCGCCGAAUUCAAGACAACCAUACAUACUUCAACUUCCGUAGUGAGGCAGGGCGGGUCCUCUACGGCGAAGACGUUUAUGUGGGAUACCGGUACUACGAGAAGAUCGAUAGCAAGCCGCUCUAUGCUUUCGGCCACGGUCUCUCAUACACUAGCUUCUCGCUGCAGAACUUGAUCGUGCAGGUUAAUGAUACCAUUUGCAAGGUUACACUUCGGAUAAUCAACACGGGUUCUCGCGCUGGAGCCGAAACCAUUCAAGUCUACGUUGGCCCACCAUCGACCACUGAUAUUGGCCGACCUGUUAAGGAACUCAAAGCGUUCCGCAAGGUCUAUCUUGAGGCAAGAGAAGAGAGACAGAUCACGAUUGAGAUGGAUGCAAUUCUUUCUACAAGUUAUUGGAACGAGGCUCGCGACAAGUGGUGCAGCGAGAAGGGCGAAUAUAGUGUCCUGGUUGGUACGAGCAGUGCGGAUACGCCGAUGCAAGCCUCGUUCCAGGUGAACAAGACGAGAUAUUGGAAAGGUCUGGCGCCUUGA
Fusarium venenatum is the source of this 2520-nucleotide messenger RNA. The record is from RefSeq and is a predicted model, not a curated record. NCBI's taxonomy places the organism in Eukaryota, Fungi, Ascomycota, Sordariomycetes, Hypocreales, Nectriaceae.